GGAGACGCCUGUUCCUGUGUGACUCCAAGGUGUUUGAAAGCCUCUGAACAUGAACGUUACCUGUGUUUUGGCAAUCCUCGGUCUGCUCCUUGCGGCUGCCAGUGCCCAGAAAUCCAAACCAUGUGAGUCUCCACCCCUGAUGAGUGGAGGUGUCACUGUGAUGGGUUUCAGUGGUUCUGUCAUGUCUUCAGGAACGAUCACAUAUGAUGCUUUUGGUCAGAAGAUUCGGGUUAGAAACUUUGGCAUGGCUGGAAAUACAACCUUUGCUGUGGACCAACUGAUGCUGUUCCAAAAGAAAGUCUAUUAUGAGAUCGACUGGAGCAAACUGUCUUGCAAGAAGAGACACCUGAGCACAGAUUUCAUUCCCAUGCAAGUGCCCGAUGAUGCCAACUGGAUGGGUCAGGCCAUUUUGGGCUCCUCCUCCUCGUGGGGAAUGGGUGUGCUGGUCAACAACUGGUAUGGAGACCUGCCCGGCAAUGGCACCUAUAUGAGUGUCUUCACGGAGACUGGCUGCAUCCCCAUGACCUUCACAGGCUACACACCAUCAAAUGGAUGGACCUUUGUCAGCACUUACAACUGGGUACUUGGGAUCACCAAUCCCAUGGACCUCUACCCGCCUCUCUUCUGUGCAAAGGCUCAGCUGGAGGAUUCUGAAACACCUCACAACAUGUUUACUGCCUUGGAGUCUCUAGCCAGGAGCACCAAGGACAUGAAGUAAAACAUCAGGUGUUGGCCCUCAUUCAAAAGUGGAACAACUCAUGCAUUCCCUUAAAUGCAAUUAAAUUCUGACAUCACA
Molecule: messenger RNA, 796 nt
Organism: Syngnathus typhle (broad-nosed pipefish)
Lineage: Eukaryota; Metazoa; Chordata; Actinopteri; Syngnathiformes; Syngnathidae
Product: ependymin-like
Exons: 6
Coding region: 50-718 (222 amino acids)
Biological process (GO): cell-matrix adhesion
Cellular component (GO): lysosome; extracellular region
Molecular function (GO): calcium ion binding
Source: RefSeq, a predicted model, not a curated record